This is a messenger RNA of Hyla sarda, 1939 nucleotides long. RefSeq names its product blood vessel epicardial substance (gene POPDC1). Bases 223 to 1437 code for a protein of 404 amino acids. Gene Ontology annotation, cellular component: sarcolemma. The record is from RefSeq and is a predicted model, not a curated record. NCBI's taxonomy places the organism in Eukaryota, Metazoa, Chordata, Amphibia, Anura, Hylidae. The transcript has 9 exons. Gene Ontology annotation, molecular function: cAMP binding.
GGAAGGGGAAUGUUCGCUGCUCCCGGCUGCAGCCUCCCAUCUUCAUGCCUAUUUUAGUCACGUCUUCCCGGCUCCUGACUGACAAACUUUCCCGGGACGAACGCACCGCAGAGCCAGGGGAAAAAAAUGCAGUUACUACAAAAUAGAUUUCAAAAAUGUAUGUAACCUUACUGAACAACAGUGAUACACAAUUACUUUCAAUGGUUUAUUAUCUUCAAUGAAAUGAGAAAUACAGAUAACUCAAAUAAUAAUAAACAAAAGACAGACGCAGCUGUCGCUAUGAAGAGUAAAUCGUUGACUUUUAGGAACAAGGAAAACAUGAACAGGAAAAGCAUCCCUAUGAAGGGAGAAGAACAGAACAGUAUGCCUGAGGUUUUAAAGAUGUCUACUGAAAGCAUAAUAACCAUCAUGCUGCCCAUGAAUUCUACAGCUGGCAUCCAGAAUACUACAGAUGAUGAGGUGUGUGAAAAUUGGAGAGAAAUUCACCAUUUGGUUUUUCACUUGGCAAAUGUAUGUUUUGCCUUAGGACUGGUUAUUCCCACAACACUGAACUUUCAUAUGAUUUUUCUGCGUGCUUUACUAUGCCUAGGUUGUUCCUUCUUCAUCAUCUGGGCAAGUCUUUUCCGAUGUGCUUUGGAUAUAAUGAUAUGGAAUGCUGCUUUUCUGGUUAUUAAUUUUAUGCAUUUUAUUUACCUGGUAUAUAAGAAAAGACCUGUCAAAAUAGAAAAGGAACUAAAAGGUAUCUAUCAUAAAAUGUUCGAACCUCUUCAUGUGCCACCUGGACUAUUUAAGAGACUUACAGGACAAUUUUGUAGUAUACAGACUUUACAUAAGGGACAGACAUAUGCAGUAGAAGACAAGACUUCUGUUGAUGACCGCCUUAGUAUACUUCUGAGAGGGAAGAUGAAGGUUUCCUAUAGAGGGCAUUUUCUACAUAACAUAUAUCCUAAUGCUUAUAUUGAUUCUCCUGAAUUCAGAUCAACAGAGAUGGACAGGGGGGAAAAAUUUCAGGUUACAAUAACAGCAGAUGAUAACUGUGUGUUUCUGUGCUGGUCUCGGGAAAGGCUAACAUAUUUUCUGGAGUCUGAACCUUUCUUGUAUGAAAUAUUUAAAUAUUUGGUUGGUAAAGAUAUUACAAAUAAGUUGUACUCCUUAAAUGACCCAACAUUAAGUGACAAGUUGGCAAAGAAAAUUGACCGUCAGCCUAGUCUCUGCUCUCAACUGUCUGUCAUGCAGAUGAGAAACAGUAUGGCAAGCACAAGUGACAGUGAGGAUGGUUUGCAUAACUUUCUACGAGGGACAUCAACAGCUUCCUCGCUGCGUCAAUCCCCGUGCAUGAGAGGUUCUUCCAAGAUGAAGCCAAUUGAAGAAGGCGUUGAAGAUGAUGUGUUUGAGCCAGCAUACCCACUAGCAACUAGAGCUCAAAGGCUGCCAUAAGCACCGAAGUGACCAAAGUAUUUUUGAUGAAAAUGUUGCUUGGAGAGUAAAUAACUACAAAAAAUCCAAAGAGAUCAGUAUGUUUUUCCUAAAUUAAAAAUAGUGUCUUCACUUUGUCACAUUGGCAAUAAUUGUCAUUUUUUACACACUUCACCAUUUGAUUUGAUGUCCUUUAGCAUUUAAAAUCUGUUUGUCUUUAGUGUUAAUAAAAAUAUAAAAUCACAAGAAAAUCAUUUUUUUUAAUGGUUUAUUCACAUCACUUCUGACACCUGCAAGAAGUCCAGACUAUUCAAGGAAAACUGCAUAACAAUAAAAUCCCUAUAUCUUUGUAACAGGGAAGUAUUGGAACAAAAGAAAAACUGCAUUAGAAUCUGGGUACCCAAGACUGCAAAGUUAUAUACAAACUUUGCAAGGAAUUUUUUUAAACUUGACCACAGGUCAUCUUUAACCCCUUAGGUACCAGGCCCAUUUUGGCCUUAAGGACCAGAGCGUUUUUUUGCAC